Neltuma alba is the source of this 1401-nucleotide messenger RNA. RefSeq names its product ribose-phosphate pyrophosphokinase 4. NCBI's taxonomy places the organism in Eukaryota, Viridiplantae, Streptophyta, Magnoliopsida, Fabales, Fabaceae. Gene Ontology annotation, molecular function: magnesium ion binding. Gene Ontology annotation, biological process: 5-phosphoribose 1-diphosphate biosynthetic process; purine nucleotide biosynthetic process. The record is from RefSeq and is a predicted model, not a curated record. The transcript has 7 exons. Bases 209 to 1171 code for a protein of 320 amino acids. Gene Ontology annotation, cellular component: ribose phosphate diphosphokinase complex; cytoplasm.
AUCAAACGCAAGUCCGCAGCAAAUCGUAGUUGGAAGAGCGCGUGUUGAAAGUGCCAAAGAUAAAUUUUCAGAACGUGGCUUUCUUCCAUAAACGGGGUCCACGUUUGCAAGAUUCUCGUCUUCUCCACGCAGUUGCAAACCCACUGUUUAUCCGUCUUAAAACCCUCUCCACUCCAGCAUUUGUGGCCUUGUCCGCCCGGCGAGAAAAAUGGCAGCAGAGAAGACUUCGAAGAAGCAAGUCAACCUAUUCUACUGUCUCGAGUGUGAAGACCUUGCUCGUAAGGUUGCUGCACAAUCUGAUCAUAUCAUUCUACAGAGUAUCAGCUGGAGGUCUUUUGCUGAUGGAUUUCCAAACAUUUACAUAAAUAAUGCAGAAGAGCUCCGAGGCCAACACGUUGCUUUUCUUGCAUCUUUCAGCUCUCCAGCACUUGUCUUUGAACAACUGUCUGUCAUAUAUGCGCUCCCUCGUCUAUUUGUUGCUUCCUUCACUUUAGUAUUACCUUUCUUUCCAACUGGGUCCUUUGAGCGUAUGGAAGAAGAAGGAGAUGUAGCAACUGCAUUCACCCUCGCAAGAAUGCUGUCAGAUAUUCCUGUAUCAAGGGGUGGCCCAACUAGUUUAGUCAUAUAUGAUAUCCAUGCUUUGCAGGAGAGGUUUUAUUUUGGAGAUGAAGUUUUGCCUUUGUUUGAAACUGGUAUCCCAUUGUUAAAGCAACGCCUGCAUCAGCUUCCUGAUGCUGAUAAUAUAGUUAUUGCAUUUCCAGAUGAUGGUGCCUGGAAGCGAUUCCACAAGCAGUUUGACAAUUUUCCCGUGUUGGUAUGUACAAAAGUUCGUGAAGGUGAUAAGAGGAUAGUGAGACUAAAGGAAGGGAACCCCUCUGGUCGUCAUGUGGUCAUUGUUGAUGAUUUGGUCCAAUCUGGAGGCACUCUCAUUGAGUGUCAGAAAGUCCUGGCAGCUCAUGGUGCAGCGAAGGUGAGCGCCUACGUCACCCAUGGCGUAUUUCCUAAACAAUCAUGGGAACGUUUCACUCAAAAAAAUGAAGACCCGGAGAAUGCAUUUGCACACUUCUGGAUCACUGAUUCUUGCCCUCUCACUGUGAAAGCUAUAGCAAAUAAAGCUCCAUUUGAAGUGUUAAGUCUGGCAGGGUCCAUUGCAAAUGCUCUGCAAAUUUGAAAGACCAAAAUCAGGGUUGAAUAAUAUUUUUAAGCUUUGUGGAGAAAGGGAUUUCUAACAGGUUUCCUUUAGCUAGUCUCUCCCAAAGCAACAACAUCCAUUUACUUCUGCUCUGCAUGAUCAUCUAAACUUUUGUAUCAGUAAAUGCAUGAAGCUGACUUCUAAUUUCUGAGUGUUAACUCUAGCAAAAGACCAAUUUUCAAAUACAGUACUAUCUCCGGUUCUAAUAA